Messenger RNA from Menidia menidia (Atlantic silverside), 639 nucleotides. NCBI's taxonomy places the organism in Eukaryota, Metazoa, Chordata, Actinopteri, Atheriniformes, Atherinopsidae. The record is from the annotation of a GenBank genome assembly.
AUGAGAGGAAGAGGAAGGAUCAAAACAGAAGUCAGAACUUGGAGACGCCUGCAGAGCGAGUCAUCCUAUUCUGAACAGGUCAGAGAGAUGGGCCCGUGGAGCAGCGCUGUCCUUGUUGCUCUUUUUCUCUGCCAAGUGUUGAUCCGAGAUGCACACGCUGCCCCGACGUUUGAUGCUGGGGGGCUUACGAGCCCUGGGAGACACCUUCUGACGAUAGCGGGGGGCAACACCAGCAAGAACGGCACCCUCAGUGAAUCGUCAUCCAUUCCUGAUGAUUCCCCCAAAUCGGUGCAGUGGUCCUAUCUGGCCGCGGGACUGGGCACAGUCCUGACCCUCUCGCUCCUCGUCGUGAUGGCAGCCAAGUUCCGCGUCUUCCAUCGUUUCCUGGCCAGCUACAGACACUCGCUGCUCCAAGAGGCCGACGGGAUCAGCCAGUACGGUCAGGAGGAGGGGUCGUACCCCUACGUGUCCGGCCGGAUGGGCGUUGUGGGAGGGACGCAGAGGGGCCUGGAUGAGGACGACGACGGUUUCAUUGAAGAUAACUACAUCCAGACCGGUGAGAAAGAGAGGGCGGAGAGAGAAAUCAAGGAGGAAGAGGAGGAGGACAGUGAUGAUGACCUUCAGUUUACUAUAGGAUGA